Messenger RNA from Medioppia subpectinata, 2111 nucleotides. NCBI's taxonomy places the organism in Eukaryota, Metazoa, Arthropoda, Arachnida, Sarcoptiformes, Oppiidae. The record is from the annotation of a GenBank genome assembly.
UGAGCGCCAAAUACAGCACAACUGUUGACAACAAGUGAACGGCUGUUGAGAUAUUGAGACCACUGUUUGCGAUCACCAUUUGAUCCCAAGACGAUUGUAUCACUCGAUUGGCUGCCAAUACAAUGGCCUCGUCUUCGAUGGACAGCACACUCUCCGCCGCCGCACCCGAUGUGGACCUCUUCGCCACAAUGAGGACACAAUUGGCUAAUAAUCUGAAACUCUUAUCCGUCGAUGAGUUCGUCCGCCGACGCAAAGAGACCAUCGCUAUCAACGAAGACACGUUCAAGAAGUUGACGCCCAAAGCGUUUCAAUUAAUUACAUACCAUUUGUUUCAAACGGCAGAACCGGAGGAAUGCCGGCGUCGGUUCAUCGGCUGCUUCCCUGUCCUCGACCGCAAACAAGAGGGAGAGUUCCGUCAAAGCGCUUACAAAUGGCUGCACGAGAUCUCGCAGAAGGAAACGUCGUGUCAUUUCCCACGCGUUGUUCCCAUUUAUUUCCAACACUUCACGCCUGAGAUCACUGUCUGUCAUCUGUAUCUCGAUUUCUCCAACUAUUGUCUUAAGAAAUACAUCCAACGUAUGAGUGGUAGCGCUUCCGUUGCCAUCAAACCGCACAACGAGAUCACAAUCGAUGACGUGAAGGAGUUGUCCGAAGACUAUCGACAGAUUAAAGAGAGGAUAAUAGCCGAUACGGAGGAAUGGCGACAACGGAUGGAGUAUUUUCUGGACGACUAUUACAAGACAAGCGAUUCCCUGAAGAAAUUACAGCAACAGAAGGACCACCUUUUGCUGGCCGUCCGAAGAGCUCAUGGAUUAGAUGGCGACCAAAAUGUUGAGCAGUUUAUUACCGAUCGGUUUGAACGACUGCAGAGCGACGCGAACGCAAUGGCGGCCACUUUGGUAUCGAUGAACCAAUUGGUGGCUAAGCAUUGGCCCAAUUAUGUGACCGCUUUUGAGUCGACAAACAAUAAGAGCUCUUUUAACAACACUUCCAUUGAUUUUCGACAAUUGUUUGACAAUAAUUGCGAACAAAACGGCAGUAAAUCGCUGUCAGUUGUGGCCCAAGAGUUGAUUAAUUUUGCUCAGAAUUACGACUCAAUCCUCGAACACAUUUCGGACAAAGAUGUGAACGCCUUUUCCGACUCGUCGGACGAAUUCCUGGCCAAAGGGCGACAGUUUUGCCAACAGUUGAAGUCAAUGACCGAACAGAUGAAAGCGAUGGCCGCGACGGUGAAGGAGACGCGCGACAAACGACGGGCCGAACUGUUGGCCACUCCGGCCAUCCAAGAGAGGCGGAAGUGGUUCGCCGAACGGAUUCCCGACUUUUCGCGACUGAAGUUACGGUUUGAACCGAAACGCCGCGAAUCGUUAGGACUCAUACCGGAGAUCAUCGACUCUAAGGCCGCUCACGAGGAGAAUGGAAGUAAUGGUGCGAACGGUGGCGGCGAUGACGAGAGUCCUGUGUAUAGAUCGCGGCCAUCGCUAUACGACUACUCGUUUCAAUUGAUGGAUAUAUCGACUGUUCAUUACAUCGCUCCGAGCGGUGGCUCAGCGGCCGACGACUCCCGGCUCUUCUCUCCCGUUGAAAACAAAACCCGAAGUGUUUUCAAUUCGUCGCCGAAUUCAUCCAGUAGUGCCAACAGUUUUCUCAAUAUUAUCUCAUUGGUGUCCAACAACACCGGCACCAGUCAAGUCACCUGUAAUGGUGUGAUCGCCUCCACAGCUAACAUACCGAUUACAGCGUACGACCCGACCGGUGCCGCCACUACUAUUACUAUAACGUCUCCCGUUUCCACUCUAUUCUAUAUUAACGGCGAUAGACUUUCGGAGAGGACGGGUAUAGUGAGUGGCGGUCCGUGUGAUGGGUCUGUAUUUGUGGGCCAAUCGAUAUAUUCAGCGGAUCAGCCAAACGGUUGCGCCGACACCAGUGGUGUUAUUAGUGCCACCUGUGCCUAUAGCUUAUGGACACUGACGGGCGCCUGCACUACCACGUGUCAGAUCAAUCUGAUCGGUGCCAUCGGGUCAGCCGGCUAUACGAUGAGCACCGGUGUUACCAAUAAUGGAUUGGUUAAGUAGUGAAUUAAGUAGUACCAUUAUAUAAAAUGUACAAAC